UAUAGGCUACCUCUGAGACAUAUGAAAAAGUGAGGAACUGGUUUUGAAAGAUCCACUUUGUUUGUGCGCUGACAAGGCAAACAGGUGAAAUUAAAGUGCAAUUUGAGAUGCUGGGAUACCAUUGUUAACGGAUGUGGUCUUGCUGGUAUCUCAUCACUCAAGGAUGUGGUCUCAAUAAGAGUUCUUUAGGCUCUUGUUGGUUACAGAAAUAGUUUGGGGCUCGCCUUUUUCUUCCUCUUAAUUGUACCCUUGGAUUAGCAUUCUCACAGUCAACUAUUUUUGUUUUACAAGUGAAGACUUGACAUAUCCUAAACCAGGACAAUUUCUCAACAUCAACAUAGUUGGAGAAUCUUUGAAGACCUUGUUGGCUAUUGUUACUUUGUGAUAGACCCCUCAAAAUGACCAGUGUGGCAGAAUGGCUCGUGCAGAACAGAGGCAAGAUCGAGAAGGGAGUGGAGAUCAUGGGACAGGCCUCCGCAGUCCUGGCAGCCACUGUGGGCCAGCUCCAUCCCGUCCUUGAGGCUGUGUUCGUAGCCUCCUCUGAGAUCCUCAGCAACCCUGAAGGGCAGGAUGCCCGCUACCUGACUGAGCAGUUCAGCAUGGUUAACCAGAAACUGGAAGGCAUCCAGGCUGAGAUCGAACAAAUCGCCCUGGAGCUGCAGAGGACCUCCUUGAAUAAGCAGAACUUUGACCGUGAGGCACAAAUGCUCAGCCAGUACGAAAAGUUCCAGGACUUUGUCAACGCCAAGCCCAAGUUCAAAGAGAAGAAGAUGGAGAAGUUCCUCAGCCAUUAUGAGAACACGGACGCGGACUUGAACCUGGACGCGCUCUAUAAUGCCGUUACCGGGGACAAUACCUCAGGUGACCCCAUGCUGGAGACAGUGGUUUCCACAGAACAAAGGAGUAGAAGGGCGGUAGAAGAUUUCUGCGCCAGGCUUAAGAAGCUCUUUGUGGUGGGCAUCAUUGCUGUCAUGGGUUACGCCAGCCUCAAGGAAGGGGUUGUGGGGGAUGAGAUGGUGAAGAAGUGGCAGGAGCGUAUGGAAGAUGUUGAGACCCGCAUGAAAGCAGCGGUGGAUGAUUGCACAGAAAACUUUGCGGAUCAGGCCAAACUGGACAUGGAACAUCAUCUUCAGGAGAAACCUGGCAGUGUUGACCUUGACUUCACCAAAUCCCUAUUAGACACCCUUAUUAAGAAAUUUGACUGGGUGAGCUGGUCUAUCAGGGUCUUCAAUGACAAGGAGCGCAUUUUCUUUUUCAACUGGCUAGCUGGAAAGAAGUACCAUGGAAGUAGAGGAGGAGCUAAUUACUUUGAUGUGUUGACCAAGAACAACAUCAAAGUGGUGAUCUCUUUCAGUGUUCAGCCUAAGCCUAUCAACAAGGGUCAGAUCCAGCAAGAGAUUGAGGGGCAGAAACUGAAGGGGAACAUGUUGAAUGUGGCUCAGGUCCUCAGCAGAAGUCUCCCCAACUGCUUGGUGCAUGCUGUCAGCCACUAUAAGGAAGUGGUGGAGUCCAACAACUUCCAAGAGGAUUGUUAUUACUAUGGAAAACACAAAAAAGCUUACCUAUGUGUUCAUCCUGAGUAGCCUUUUGUUACACAGUGCAAUGGAAAAAAGAGUAGUUAUAAUGGGGAAAACUACAAAUACAAUUCAUGAAUGUUUAUAACUGAGUUUAGAGGUGUUUUUAUUGAUGCUUUAGCAAGUGGUUGUGUGAAAUGUAAUCUCUUGUUACAGACUGCACAAUUUUAUUUGUUUAUUGGCCUUAUAGAUUUUUGUGUAGUUUGUGAUAAUUUAAACCAGGGGUGUCAAACACAUGGCCUGCAGCGGCCAGAUUUUGGGGGGGAAACAAUGGAUAGUGGACUGUCUUAUGCAAAAUUUCACGGCAAAGAAAUAUAACCAAUUUUUAGUACGGCGCCUCUAUCUCUUUGAAGUCUGAAUGCGGCCCCCUGGGCAAAAUGAGUUUGGCACACCUGGUUUAAACUAUCAGGAUUUGUAUAUGUGUAUUAAUGGACAUAUAUGAGACAUUUUAUGCCAGGCUGUGGCUAUCUACUCAACAACAAUGUCAACAUAUGAGAACUUAGUACUUCCUCCUACCAAAUAGAAUAGUAAGAUACCAUAUUUGACCUGCAUUCCAGUAUUUCAUGAUGACCAUACUGUAAAUUAGCACACCAGCCAGCGUAAUAAUGUGUUAUGUAAGUUUUCAGCAAACAACCAUUUCUCCUCAUCAAUGUACUGAGGACUUGCUCAAGCUCCGUUGGAAAAUGCUGUUGAUAGAUACAUCACACUGUCGAAAUCUAUAUCCUUACAACAUUACAUCUCUGUCUAUAUUCAUACAUUUGAUAUCCUUAUAAUUUCUCAUGUUUAUGGUCUUCUUUAUUCAUAAUAAACCACAAUAUAAAGGA
This is a messenger RNA of Oncorhynchus gorbuscha (pink salmon), 2398 nucleotides long. RefSeq lists its product as uncharacterized. The coding region runs from base 399 to 1583 and encodes 394 amino acids. The record is from RefSeq and is a predicted model, not a curated record. The transcript has 2 exons. NCBI's taxonomy places the organism in Eukaryota, Metazoa, Chordata, Actinopteri, Salmoniformes, Salmonidae.